CUAGAAACUUCGUUGCAUGUGCGUUUUAACAACGUGUCCGAUAGGCGCUGAAAAUAAGGAACCAAUUUGACACUGAGGACUUGGCUUCCUUCGUUCGCAAUGUGACAUUAAUGAUACGAUUGCCGUAACAAAAACACGAGGGCGAGAUGUCCAGGUACGCUCGGAGGAUGGCCCAUCUGUCGGCCAGGAUUUUCGGGGAGUACACCAGAGAGAAGACCUACACGGCGACCCGCAUCAUCAACGAGUUCAAGAGUAUGCCCAAAUACAAAGAUCCGGAAAUCAUAAACUACUACCCUAAACACCCAGAGGCCUCACUUUUACUGGUCCGACUCAGGGAGCAUGGGCUAUUCAGGGAUUACCAUGCAGAUUUCAAGGAAGAAUUUGCUGCCCAGCGAGCUGCUCGAGGCAAAGGUCGAAAGAAACCAGACUCAACGACAAAAGAAUAACUCUGUAGCAUAAUCUGUAUAGUAAACUAUGGUCUGUGUUGAGAACGGUUCUUUGUUAUCAUGUGAUAAUUUGAAACUUGUUUCACGUAGCCCUCUGCUUUUCCUUUUGAACGUUUUGACUAUAAAAUAAAAUCUUACAAAUACUGAAACAACAUAAGGGGCUUCGUGUUAUAAUUAAUAGCUUGUUUCAUGUAGCCCUCUGCAUAUCCUUUUGAACGUUUUGAUUGUAAAAUAAAGGAGAUCUAUAUAA
Molecule: messenger RNA, 696 nt
Organism: Magallana angulata
Lineage: Eukaryota; Metazoa; Mollusca; Bivalvia; Ostreida; Ostreidae
Product: 28S ribosomal protein S33, mitochondrial-like
Exons: 3
Coding region: 147-446 (99 amino acids)
Cellular component (GO): mitochondrion
Source: RefSeq, a predicted model, not a curated record